UACUUUGGUUCUAACAAAUGCAGGACUUUGGAUGCGGAAAGUCGAAAAUUUAUAAGAGAAAAUUUGCUUCCUGCUUCUGAGAGCUGUGCUUUGCCGUUGGCUUUGCAAAACGCUCUUAUAGCUUCACGUAUUGUGAGAAUUGAUUUUCCAAAUGAGUGGCCUAACUUUUUUGAAACACUUAUUAACAGAGCAAACACACUAUUAAGUUCAAAUCAGUGGGAACUCGCGUUAAGACACUUCAUCACUUUACAUCAUGCUGUGAAAGUACUUGGGUCUAAUCGACUACCACGGUCCCGAUUAAUAUUUCAACAGAUUGCACCACAAUUAUUAGACUUUCUGGUGUCCGUUGUCUUUCCUUUGGCAGAAAACUGGCUGACGAAUAUAAAUAACGCUGAUUCUGAUGCUCGCGUUGCGUUGAACUGGAUUGCGAGUAUAACGAGAUAUGGUCUCAAAACAUCUCGCAGACUUAUUCCUGGAUUUCGCGAUUUGAAUUCGAGCAUUCCUGCACAGUCAUUCUUUAAGAAUGGCUUACAACUUUACUCAAAUGUUGUGUCGUAUCUUGAAAGCCAAGGGCAGAAACAGGCUUCUUUAGACGAUAACUUUCAUCAGAUUGUCUGGAAGCAUGCAUUGGUUAUUAACAAGAUUUUCAUUGAUCUUGCCGAAUAUCCUCCUAUGCUAUCUUCUCUCAAUUAUACAAAAGAUUACUUAAUGGCUUUCACAGAGGUAAUUAAUCAUACUGGCUUAUUAUUCAAAACUGCAGACGAGUCGCUCUUCGAUUUUGUCGAAUUAUUCAGCAAACUUUCAGUGCUCUGCAUACGUUCACUUUCACACGUACUAACGGAACUAACGGACGGUACGACAUUAACCUCGGAAUCCACACAAUCAAUGUACGUGGAGUUAUUUAACCAGGAAUAUGUCAGUCAGUUAUUUAUUGUUUUGGUAACCGCUUUUGUUGUACUCCGCAAAAAUGAUUUUGAAGAAUGGAAAGACGAUCCGGAGCAUUGGGUCACGGAACAGCUUUCUGAAGAUGUCGGAUAUAAUAUUAGACCAUCGGCAGAGCAUUUGGUUCAGUGCUUAUUUACUUUGUUUAAAAACCUUUUGAUCCCUCAACUGCAAGUAAGCCUUAGUGCGGUUUCUCAGUUACCAAGUUCAUUUGAAAACGUGAUUGAGCAGGAUGCUAUUCUUUCCAUCAUUGGUGCUUCAGCAGAAUCUAUUCAAGACAUUUUCCAAUUCGAACCUUGGUUUCUUUCCAUCUAUAACGGCUUAAGUGACGUCCAAGAUGUCAACAUAUCCCUCGUGUUCAGAAGAAGAGUUUCGAUUUUGAUCUCUCAAUUUGCCCCAUUUGUGUCGAAUGAAGACACCAUUCGGCUGAUCUAUUCUCUUUUGCCAAAGUUUUUAACAGAUAGUCCAUGUAACGACUGCGUUGUUAAACUAACGGCACUUCGUGCUUACAAAGACAUUCUAGAUGAUUAUAACUUCAAAGAUUCGUGCUUUGCAGCAGUCAGGGAUGAGGUUACUCAGAGUAUGAUUAAUCUAGCGCCUUCGUUUGACGUAGCAGAAUCCAGACAACUUGUGUUGGACUCCUUAACCGCGUUACUGAAUCGGUUAGGAAAGUCUGUUACGCCUUACGCUGAAACCAUUGUUAAUUUGUUAUUGCAGCUUUGGACGGAUUGGGAGGAAGAAGGCAUUCUGCGAGCGGGUACAGUGUCUGUCAUGAGUGUUUUUGUGAAUGCUAUAAAAACCGGUGCUGAACCAUUUCACUUUGUGUUGUCGAGAAUCGUGGAAUGCUCAACGAAUUUGGAUAGUGAUGAUCAUGUUAUGUUGGAAACUGACGGUUUGGAGUUAUGGGCUGCAUGUCUUCAGAACACAACAACUCUCUCGGAGCAUUUUUCACACUUGUUCCCUAACAUUAUUCGGUAUCUGUCUCUUGGAACAUCUACAUUACCGUUUGUUUUAACUGUCUUCAACAGUUACAUGCUUUUAGAACCAACGCUUCUUUCGGGCGAUGUUGCAACAUACACUCUGACACAAUUUCGACUCUUAAUGGAUGACGUGAAAAACGAGACUUUUGAAUUCUUGAGCUACUCGCUUUCUAUGUUGUUAAUGAACUGCCCGAUGGAGAAUAUUUCAGAGCCUCUUGUGGCAUCUGGAUUGCUAAGCAUGGAAAUAACCAAAGUUCUGGAGAACAAGGAACAUCCUGUAAAGCUUUCGAGCUGUUGUUUGUUCUUGUCUCGUCUUGCUUUCCGUUCACCCGAUUUAAUAAUUUUAGUUUGUGAUCAAGCUUCCGCAGACGGAUCUGCAAUGACUAAGCUUGUAGAGAAUUGGAUUCAACUCUAUGACCAUAUUUCAUCACCAGGCAAUCGGAAGCUGUGCAUAUUGGGUCUCACCAGUCUCCUUCCUUCCAAUCAUACUGGCGUGUUGCAGAACAUGAAUCCACUCAUGCACCUUUGGUUCAGUGGUCUUAGUGAAGUUGAAGAAGACGCAAAUGGAGACGCCCAAAUUUACUAUAAGAACGAAGACAUGUCCGAAUUUGGAUUCUACCUCGAUCCCCAGACCGCGGAAGCGAAGAGAAAGGAAUUGAUGAUAUCUCAAGACGCUGUUCACACAGUCUCCUUAAAGUCCUUUAUUUCCCAGGCCUUUACGGGUUGCGCACAACAUUACGGAGGCCUGGAAGCAUUUCGUGCCUCGUGUCUGCAAAAUGUGGACUCUGCUUUGUUGGACCAAUUUUCGACAAUGCUUUGAUUAAAUCAGUGCGAAAGUCACCGCCAACGAGCGCGCAAUUCGUAUCAAAAGAUGGCCUUGCUACGGUGUUUUUUUGUUUCUAACCCGGCCGGCAAUAUUUAAGCAUCUUGGAGAUCGGGCUUUCAUCGGCCACAACGAACCCCCGCAUUCAAACCCGCGUUACCGUCCACGUGGAUUCUUAAACGCUUAUCACGCUGCCCCCCUUUCUGCUAUCAGUCGUGACGUGGAGAGAGUGGUGAAAAUGCGGGAUAGGGUAGAUGACUUCACAUGGAAUGCGGCACGGGUGAAACUUUCAUCCACUCCCGAAGCAGGAAUGGCGCGUUUCGUUUCUUAAUGGGACGCGUGCAUCUUAGCUGAGUCCGUGGUUGCGCAUUGUGGGAAUUAGCGCCCAAAUGAUUAUUUUCAGGUUGCAAUAAUGUUCGGAUGCGCUUCUGAAGGAACGAAUUGUUAUUGCCACAGUUGUGCAAGCAUAUACCGCGUGUAUUGAAUCCAAUUGCGGGGAAACACGCAUAACGUCAUAAUUGAUCGGCACCAUUAUAGAAGUUUGUUUUGAUUCAACGUCAUAAUAGAUUAGAUGGUUUACAAGGUAACCAAGGGAAAAAAUAGUAAAUAUUAAAAUAAAAUAAUAAAAAACCGAUUAAAAACGAAAAAAAAUGAGAAAAAAAAAUAGGAAUAAAGCCCCUUGAAAUUUCAAUAAGAUGCUUAAAUUUUUCAAAACCGUUUAUUUCUUUUAAGAUUUUUUUUUCUCUUA
This is a messenger RNA of Schizosaccharomyces japonicus yFS275, 3493 nucleotides long. RefSeq names its product karyopherin Kap113. The record is from RefSeq and is a predicted model, not a curated record. The transcript is spliced from 6 exons. Gene Ontology annotation, cellular component: nuclear periphery. Bases 673 to 2742 code for a protein of 689 amino acids. Lineage: Eukaryota; Fungi; Ascomycota; Schizosaccharomycetes; Schizosaccharomycetales; Schizosaccharomycetaceae. Gene Ontology annotation, biological process: poly(A)+ mRNA export from nucleus.